Molecule: messenger RNA, 4543 nt
Organism: Salarias fasciatus (jewelled blenny)
Lineage: Eukaryota; Metazoa; Chordata; Actinopteri; Blenniiformes; Blenniidae
Product: zinc transporter ZIP10-like
Exons: 11
Coding region: 236-2968 (910 amino acids)
Biological process (GO): zinc ion import across plasma membrane; intracellular monoatomic cation homeostasis
Cellular component (GO): plasma membrane
Molecular function (GO): monoatomic cation:bicarbonate symporter activity; zinc ion transmembrane transporter activity
Source: RefSeq, a predicted model, not a curated record
UUUCCCAGUAGGUUUGUCUGACUUGCACAGUCUGCUUUAGACAGCCGCCUUGUCAUUUAGGGCUUUUUUGCGCAAGCUGGAACUUUCCUUGACUUUAUCUGAGAAUUCUUUCAUCAUUAUCAUUGAGUGGAUGACAGUGCAAGGUUGAGAAGAGUUGUGAAGCCCUUCAGAGUGUUGCGUCAAGACGGGGGCCAAGCAGGAGGAAAACUAUCCGGGGAAAAGAAGUGAGGGGACAAUGCGAGUCCAAGCGCACACCAAGUUCUGCUUCCUGUGUGUGCUCACCUUCCUCUUCCAUCAGUGCAACCACUGCCAUGGAGAAACGCACAGCCACGACCACGCCGACCACGGGCACGCCCACAGUGACCUGCAGAUCUCCGAGGCUCCGUACGUGAGAGCGGCCACCGUGUCCCCGAUGUCUGGGAGUUCGGAGUCAGACGCUCUGGAGGAGGAGCAGCGCUACUUCAUCCAGGAACUGUUCAGGCGCUACGGACGGAAGGAUCGUUUGGACUUCGACGGAUUUCAGGAGCUGCUCUCCAGUUUGGGUCUGGGCACGGUGAAAGUGGUCAGCGUGGAGCACGAAGACCUGGGCCACGACCACGUGGCUCACCUCGACGCGCUGGACUUGCAGGAGGGGCACCACUCACAUGGUUCGCCCGCCAGAGACAACCACAACCAUGGGCAUGGUCACUCGCACCAUAAGCCAGGAUCCCACCACUCACACACACAACGUGGACACACAACCCCGUGCAGCAAGACCACUGCUUCAAAAAACCACGAGCAUGGACACAGUCACGAGGACAAUGGUUCUGAUGGACAUGUGCACGGUGGACACGACCACCAUCACAAUCAUAAUCAUGGCCGCACUCACACUAAGGUGGAAGGUAGUGACCAGAAACAUUCUGAUGGACAUGUUCAGGACGCACACGACCACGACCAUGACCACGACCACGACCAUGACCACGACCACAACCAUGACCACGACCACGACCAUGACCACGACCACGACCAUGACCACGACCAUGACCACGACCAUGACCACGACCAUGACCACGACCACACACAAGACAAACAGCACAAGCAGGAGCAGAGUAACCAGAAUGGUCUGUCCUCUAAGACUCACAGUGAUCAUGAUGAUCAUGACGAUCACAGUGGUCAUGAACAUAAUAACAUCCCUCAAGAGCAAACAGCCACAGACAUCACUCCCGUCAUUCAGGAUCCGUCUGCCCCCCUGGACCCCUCCCAGCCCCCUCUGGUUCCAACGUCCUCUCCGGCCCCAGCAGAAAGCAGGACAAAGAGACCCAGAAAGCCAGCGAGAGGGAGAGGAAACAGAGGCCGGAACAAAACCCCGUCUCCUCUCACACCUUCAUCUGACAGCCAUGAUCACGGCCACGACCAUGACCACGACCAUGACCACAAUCAUGACCACGAUCAUGACCACAAUCAUGACCACGAUCAUGACCACGAUCAUGACCACGGACACGGUCACAGUCAUUCUCAUAAAAAGAAGAGAGAAGCACCGGGGUCCGACGUCACCCCGGAGCCUCUGGACACUGCUCUCUCGGGACAUCCAGGUGGACAGUUUCAUCAGCAUGAAGAGUCUUCUCCUUUUCAGUGUUUGAACCUCACUCAGCUCCUCAGCUACUACGGCCUGAGUCCCAACUCGCUCAUCUCCCCCAGACACUUCACCUACCUGUGUCCCGCCCUGCUCUACCAGAUCGACAGCCGCUCCUGCAUCCGCCACUACCACCAGGUGGUGGAGCAGACAGCUCUGGAGCCCAUCAGCCCAGGGUGGGUGUGGCUGUGGGGCUUCGUCUCCAUCACCGUCAUCAGCCUGCUGUCUCUGCUGGGCGUCGUGCUCGUGCCCAUCCUCAAGCAGUCCUGCUUCAAGUUCCUGCUCACCUUCCUGGUGGCGCUGGCGGUGGGCACGCUCAGCGGCGACGCUCUUCUUCACCUGCUGCCUCACUCUCAAGGGCAGCACGACCACAGCGCACACAGCGCCAAGUCCGACAUGGACCUGGCGACGGAAUUCGACGGCGUGUGGAAGGGUUUAACAGCGCUGGCCGGCAUCUACCUCCUCUUCAUCAUCGAGCAUUGCAUCGGCAUGUUCAAGCACUAUAAGGACCAAAUGAGUCAGAAGAAGAGGAAGCAGGAGGGGAAGAUCGGCACGAAGCUGUCGGAACACAUGUUAAACCGGCGCUCCGACGCCGAGUGGCUGCACCUGAAGCCUCUGAAUGAAGAUCCCGACGGCACCGCGGUCUCCUGCGACAACGGCCACAACGACACGCAGCUGACGGAGCUCCAGACGCCCGACUCGCCCACCACCAAGACGCCGCUGGCGCCCGCAGGCCUCCGGGCGGACGGGUCGCCCAUCAAGGAGAACGGACGCAAAGCCAAGUCGCACAGACACUCGCACGGCCACGGUCACUCGCACGGAGGCAACUGCCACUCCGACCAGGAGAUGAAGGACGCCGGCAUCGCCAGCAUCGCCUGGAUGGUCAUCAUGGGAGACGGCAUGCACAACUUCAGCGACGGCCUCGCCAUCGGCGCGGCGUUCAGCGCCAACCUGACAGGUGGCAUCAGCACAUCGGUGGCAGUUUUCUGCCACGAACUGCCUCACGAACUCGGUGACUUCGCGGUGCUGCUGAAAGCCGGCAUGUCGGUGAAGCAGGCCAUCGUCUACAACGUGCUGUCCGCCCUCAUGGCCUACGUCGGCAUGAUCAUCGGCACCGCUGUGGGCCAGUACACGCACAACGUCACCAACUGGAUCUUCGCCAUCACAGCUGGCAUGUUCCUCUACGUGGCUCUGGUGGACAUGCUUCCAGAGAUGCUGCACGGGGACAGCGAGGACCACAAGCGCUGCCAGCUGGGGCACUUUGUCCUGCAGAACCUGGGCAUGCUGACCGGGUUCGGCAUCAUGCUGGUCAUCGCCAUCUUCGAGGACCAGAUCGUCCUCGACUUCGACUUCUAGUGGAGGACGGCGGGGAGGGGAGGGGGAGUCGGGCGCAUCGGUGUUGUUCUUCUCGGCCUUAUCGCGCUCCGGCCCUGCAUGCAGUGUGCGUCUCAUUCCAAACAGGCGGCGGCUCCGCCCCGCUCCUCCGUCACCUCUCCCCCCGUCCGCUCGCGGCCCAGCGGCUCGCUGCACAUCCUUCACCGCCUGUUGUUAGUAUGUCGUCGUCAUCGUUGCGCCGCCAUCGUUUCCCCCGUCUCUCGUCCGCCCUCCACGCCGAGCUUCGGCCACUUGGAGCGCCUUUAAAAGAGCGAGCGGGAAGCCCGAGUGUCAAACUGAAUAAUCUCUGAAUGUCUCUUUGUCUCUACCACCGCCUAUAAACCAGAACUUGAAAAUUGAUCGAACUUCUUUUAUAGCAACAAUAAAAUAGUUAUUUAUAAUGUUUACUGUUGUUUAGAAACAAAACAUAUUUUGUCCUCGAAUCUUAAAAGGUUAUUUAAUUACAUGAGCUGGGUGAUGCCCCCUCCCCCCCCCCCCGGUUCAUCUGAAUCAUAUCAAUGCUGGUUUUUAAAUCCCAAAGAAUUCUGUGAAUGAACCCAGUGGUCACAAUCUCAAUUCAUAUUUAAGUCUCGCAGUAAAGAAUCAAUUCAGUUGGAUUAACUCUCAUGUUACCAUUCAUAGAUCUUCCAGAGAGUUGGUUUGUGCUCACGGUUCAGAUUUUUAGUGGUUAUAGUGAUGAUUGCUGCUGCCAAGACUUCGACAGAUGAACAUUUUACCGUGAUCAGUGUUAAUUUUGUUUGGAUGCUCACAAAUAUCUGACCAACCUUUCUGUUUUGUUUUUUUUUUGUUUUGUUUUGUGAGGGUUUUGACAAUCUUUAGCCAAACGAGACUUCUUUGUCUUGCUGUGUUUUCUUCGCUGGUGAGAAUCAACAGCUGGGAAAUGUGACUCGGGGUCAGCUGGGUCUCACGGUGCCGUAGUUUAUUGGUGCGGAGCGACGCCGUCUCACAUCCGGUCUAACGGGAGCCGACCCGCUCCGGUGGGAGGAUCUGUAGAUACCUGAUGUGUUUAGUGUCAAGAGUUCAUCUGGAGGACAAACGCUUUUCUUUCUUCUGCUGUUUCUUCUUUCUUCUUGGGUUUUUUUUUUUUUUUUUUGGUGGAUUUUGAUUUUCUGACAAUCCGAGACGAACUAAAAACGACACACACACACACACACACACGCGUCACAGCAGAACAAAUCAUCAAAGUCAGAUUAUUUAUUCUGAAGAGCAUUCCCCUGUGUGAACCACUCACUGUGGAUGAGCAGUGGCUGGUGCUUGAUGCCCCCAAACCCCCCCCCCCGUCCCCUCCUGUCCUGUCCCCACCCCCUCCACCCCCCACCCACAUUCCAUUGGCUGCUACAGCUGCUGGACACACACACGCACUGUGCGUCUAUAUGUGCGUGUGCGUGUCUUCAUCUAUCCUGUCACUGUGUGACAUCCAUGCUCUGUGUCUUAUCUGGCUGUAAACCAUCGAAGCGUGCAUGAAGCAUGACCCAAAGCGGUACGGACGUCGUGUCGACUCUAAACUCAUCCAGAUUCAAGUAUUGACGACCUUUU